AUGACACUCUUCUUAAUAUGGGCUGUCGAGGGUGAGCGCAACGUCCUCAUCUUCGAUCUUGGUGGUGGAACAUUCGAUGUCUCUCUCUUGACCAUCGAGGAAGGUAUCUUCGAAGUCAAAGCCACCGCUGGCCUGGUCAAGAAGGUCUUGGGAGACUCGAGGAAUGACAAGUCGAACGUCCAUAAAAUCGACCUCUUUGCAGCAAGGAGGCCAACAAGAGCAUCAAACCAGACGAGGCCAUCACGCGUCGCCUAUGGUGCCGCUGUCCAUGCUAUCAUACCCUCAGGUGAUACCUCGAAGAAGACCCAGGAGAUUCUCUUUCUCAGUAUAGCCCCACUCUUCACUGACAUUGAGACUCCUGGUGGUGUCAUGACCACUCUCAUCACAUGCAACACCGCCGUCCCAACCGAGAAGCUUGAGAUGUUCUCCACCUAUCCCGAGGGUUGCUAUGGGAAGUAG
This is a messenger RNA of Serendipita indica DSM 11827, 459 nucleotides long. Lineage: Eukaryota; Fungi; Basidiomycota; Agaricomycetes; Sebacinales; Serendipitaceae. The record is from the annotation of a GenBank genome assembly.